CGCACAAACCUCAUGGAUCCUAUCUAUUACUGUGGAGUAUGAAGCCAACUUACUUGCAACUACACAAGGCUGUGUCGGUUGCAUACUUAUCAAAGCUUUAUGGAGAAGUGUGAAGAGAGGAUGGAAAUGGGGCUUCAGAGGUGGAAGGAGGGAAGGAAACAUUCUCUGGGUGAUGCUGGUGAAACUGAGAAGCAGCUUUUUGGAAGUGAAGAGACUUUUGGUAGGAUAUUACUUGCAGUCUGGUCUGAAGCGAAAGAUAGAGAAAAAGCUUUCAAUCUAAAGGAGUACUUCUCUAUUAAUAUUGAGUGCAAGUUGUACACCAAAAAGUUUAAGUCAUUAAGACUGCCUAAAAUUGGUCCUUAUUUCACCCAUAAGAUAUCAGACAAGGCUAAAAAAACCUUGCCUUGAGUAUUUCAUGUCUAUGAAGCAUAAAUUGGGUAGUCUGAAAAUUUUAUCUGGCACUCUACAUGCUAAGCUUCGAUGUUAUUUGCCUCUGGUAACUAAGAACUCCUUCAAAGUUCAGACGCUAUAUGUGAAAAGUUUUACAAUUCCAAUGGCUCAGCUCAAUAGGAUUCUUGUAGCUUACAUGACAUCCAAAUAUCUACAUUUCGAUCAAUGAAGGAUUGUAUGAAACAGUAACUUCGAGCUGCCUUCCUGCUUCAGUCAGGGUAUGCAAAGGAGAUCUACUAUAGACACACUAAGUCUAACAAACUGUUAUCUCCAAGGUCCUAGCCCAACAUUUCAUGAAGACAACCAAGAUAAUCUGAAAGAAUACUUGGAAGCUCUGUUGUCGAUGGCUAAGAUCGAGAUUCGUAAAAUUUAGAGAUAAUUCAUCAAAGAGUUAAUUCAAUCUGUGGUAUCAUAACAGCCAGAAGUCAGUGUAUGGAUAGAGAUAGUGCAAGUAGUAUAGAGGGAGAUAUGUAUUUUUGGGAGAUUUGGAGUUGAUUUUAUGUGAAAUAACUGAGUGCUAGAUAAAUAACAAAGAAAAAUAACUUUGUUUAGUUCUCCGCUCUGAUUUGUCCCCACGUGCAAUGAACUUUUCAAAAAAUAUUUAACUCUCAAAAAGUGUUUUCUCAUCAUAUUUGACAUAAAACCCUCUCUAAGCUGGUAGAAAUGGUAUAAUUCACUCUAUAUGAACAGCCCAGUUUCCAUAGAAAAUAAAUGCUCUCAGCAACUGAGAAGCCUGUGGAUGUUAAGUAGAAUACUCUCAAAUGUAUUGUUAUGACCAUUCCUUAAUCAAGUUUAAGAGUAAGCACUGGGAAGUCAUCACUUGGGACCUUAGAGCAUGGAGGAAGGAGAUUGGGAUCGGGAUGGGCACUAAGUGUUACACAACAGCACAGAGAGCAGAGAAGAACCUUCUUCGGAGUGAAGAGUCCUUUGACUAUAUGAUCUCCAUGAUUUCGUGCGGGCAUGUGUAGCCUAAUGCUACUACUCCUCCAAAGUACCUCUAAGGGUUUAUAUAGAGGAAUAUUUUACCAGCAUUUUUAUUGUUAUAGCAGGAUACCUGAAGAACAGUUUCGGCAGACAUCUAGAACUAAAGACCACAAUAAUGAGAUUCCAAAGAUAAACAAGGAGAAAAAAUUGUUUUUGAAGACUAUUUUAGUCCUCUAAAGCACCAAGUUGAUGCACUUACUAUUUCAGAGAAGAGAACUGGCCAGAGGCUUAAGUGGUGUCUUCCAUUAAUCAUAAAAAAAUCCAGGGAUGCUACAGAGAGUCUCUUUGAGCUACUUUUUGAUCUUGGUCAAAGACUUAAAGAGGCUAUUCUCAAUUUGAGAUUUUUACCAAAGCAUAAUCUUUGCUCAAUGCGAGUUUGGAAUUGAUGUUAGUAAUAAAUUUCCACCUCCUUCUGGAUGGAAGAGGAGAAGCAAAGUUGUAGAGAGAAUUCAGGCCAUUGGAUGUACUUUUUCAUGGAGUCCAGAUGAAUUUGGAGACAUUGUGAGACAGUUUUAUCCAGAAUCUAAGAUUAGAGUAAUCGAUUAAUUGCUCAUUCGAAUUUUUCUUAGUAUUUUGGCAAUUGAGAAUUUCAAUUUGUUAUUUACAACCUCAUUGUCAUCAUCCAAAUUAUUAGAGUGAUGAGCAUUGACCAUGAAUGUCAUCAUUGUAUAUUCAGCAAUAAUUAAAGAUUAAGAAUCCAUAAUAGUUUAUUCCCAGAAUUUUUUCACUUCUUAAGUCCGAUUGACCACUUCCUUUCAAAAGAAAAUAUGCUGAAUAAGAUUACUAUUUUGGAUCCUCUGAAUUGGUCAGACUCCUAUAUCCAAGCAAGUAAUUAAAUAGGGUACUUAGAAAUUGUGGAAGGGUAAAUUAGAACCAACACUCAGAUCAAAAGCAGAUGGCUUACUAGAAUGGACCAAAGGAAAUCUUCGAGUCCCUAUUUGUUAUUGUUUCAGUUAAACUUUCCUG
Moneuplotes crassus is the source of this 2400-nucleotide messenger RNA. NCBI's taxonomy places the organism in Eukaryota, Ciliophora, Spirotrichea, Euplotida, Euplotidae. The record is from the annotation of a GenBank genome assembly.